Messenger RNA from Fonsecaea erecta, 2103 nucleotides. RefSeq lists its product as hypothetical. NCBI's taxonomy places the organism in Eukaryota, Fungi, Ascomycota, Eurotiomycetes, Chaetothyriales, Herpotrichiellaceae. The coding region runs from base 1 to 2103 and encodes 700 amino acids. Gene Ontology annotation, cellular component: fungal-type vacuole membrane. Gene Ontology annotation, molecular function: transmembrane transporter activity. Gene Ontology annotation, biological process: transmembrane transport. The record is from RefSeq and is a predicted model, not a curated record. The transcript is spliced from 3 exons.
AUGUCCCUCGCCCAACAUGUCUCCGCGGUCGAGGGCAUUGACCACGAACCCGAACCUGGCGACGUGGCCUUUGACGACCGUGCCAGCUUGCUCAGUUUCCACCGUCUGUCGCGUCAGCCCAGCAUCGCCCUGUCCAUCAGCUAUGACCCCAUUCCUCCCGCCAGCGGAGACAAGGGCCCCGGGGCGGCACCCGAGAAGCUGGAGCCCAUUGCCGCGUACGAGGUGUCGAGGGGGAUGAGGAUAGCCCAGGUAACAGUCGGCGUGGUCUCGUGCGUCCUGGCAUCCGGCAUUGUCUUUGGCUUCGACGCCCUCAAGACUAUCCUCUUGGCCGAGGGCACGUACCGGGACCUGUGCACCGAAGAAGAACUGAGAAAGAAUGUGCCCCUGUGCUACAUGCAGGACCAAAGGUUAAAUCUCACCUUUGUCAUUGCCUCCGUCACCACCAACAUCUCGGCUCUGCUGGUUGGGGGCAUCCUCGACCGCUACGGCCCGCGCGUGUGUGGCAUCAUAUCCUCCAUCUUCCUCGUGCUGGGGAGUAUUUGCAUGGCCUUUGCCUCCGAUCUCCCCUUUGACGCAUACAUCGUGGCCAGCUUCCUCCUCGCCCUCGGGGGUACCUUCACCUUUGUCCCCAGCUUCCACCUGUCCAAUGCAUUCCCCCGUUUCCAAGGCCUCAUCCUGGCGCUGGUCACCGGCGCGUUCGACGCCUCGGCCAGCGUCUUCCUGAUAUUCCGCAUCCUCUACCAAAGCACCCACGGCGCCAUCACCUUGCGCCAGAUCUUCACCGUCUACCUGCUCGUGCCCAUCUUCAUCCUCGUCUCCCAACUCACCAUCAUGCCCUCGCAAAGCUACCAGACCCGCGGGGAGCUGGCGGAGAAAAUGGACAAAGCACAAGACCCCACGACUGACGUGCACGACAGCGACGACGAGCUCGGCGGCGCCAUCGAGGUCAUGCAGGUGCGGGCCGAACGGGCCAACCGGCGUCGUAUGUCUAUCGCCUCGAUCAACGACCUGCUGGGCCCGCCGGCCGAGCAGGACAAGCACGACAAGAAGGAGGACCAGAUCAAGGUCAACAGCGGCGUGUGGGGGAUCCUCCACGGUCUGCCGGCCAGCAAGCAGAUCCGCACCCCCUGGUUCAUCCUCAUCACGCUCUUCACCGUGCUGCAGAUGGCACGGUUCAACUUCUUCAUCGCCACCAUCUUCACGCAGUACUCGUACAUGCUGAACUCGGUCGAGGCCGCGACGCGCGUCAUCGAGUUCUUCGACCUGGCUCUCCCCAUCGGCGGCAUCGUGACAGUGCCCUUCAUCGGCGCGCUGCUGGACUACACGUCGACGGUGGCGGUGCUGAACCUGCUGGUGCUGCUGAGCACGCUGAUUGGGGUGCUGGGCGCCGUGCCGACCAUCUGGGCCGCCUACGCCAACGUCACGCUGUUCGUGCUGUUCCGCCCGCUGUACUACAGCGCCAUGUCCGACUACGCAGCCAAGAUCUUCGGCUACGCCACCUUCGGCACCGUCUACGGCGCCAUCAUCUGCCUCUCGGGCCUCUUCACCUUCACCCAGUCCGGCCUGCAGGCCCUGCUCCACGACGUCUUUGACGACGACCCGGAGCCCAUCAACCUCGGCCUCGCCACCGCCGGCCUGGUCCUGGGUGUGACUCUGGUCAUGUACGUCGACAUCAAGGGCCGCGCCCUGCACAGGGAGAGAGCCCUGGCGGCGGCUCAAGCAGCUGCCGCUGCGAAUGACGAGAGACGCCCACUCCUCGGGCCCCCGCGGUCCGCCUACGGCAGCGCCAGGAGCGUCAACAGCACGAUCGGCAUUAACGGUCCCGGCGGCGUUGGGACAAGUAACGCAUAUGGCACGGCCGCUGGUUCCCUCCCCAACGCCCCUACCAGUGCUGGUGCUGGUGCCGGUGUCGGUGGCAGCGGUGUAUCCGCUGCUGCUGCCGCAGGAGGUGCUGCAGGGCUUAACGUUGGCAUGGGCAUGUCCAGCAGCACGAUACCAGAAGACCCCGGCGCCGCGGAGAGAAUGCGCCUGCUGCACGCCACACCCAGUCGGCAGCAGCUGCAGCUGAACCUGGCCACCGUGCAGGAGACGCGAGAGCUGUAA